This is a messenger RNA of Zootermopsis nevadensis, 2179 nucleotides long. It is a transcript of the gene sw, whose product is annotated as cytoplasmic dynein 1 intermediate chain short wing. Gene Ontology annotation, biological process: transport along microtubule. Gene Ontology annotation, cellular component: cytoplasmic dynein complex. The record is from RefSeq and is a predicted model, not a curated record. Gene Ontology annotation, molecular function: dynein heavy chain binding; dynein light chain binding. NCBI's taxonomy places the organism in Eukaryota, Metazoa, Arthropoda, Insecta, Blattodea, Termopsidae.
AUGGUAACAUAUGCCAAGCAGACGCAGACUGCUUCGUCAGGCCACGAGAGGGACGGAUCAUCUUCAUCUUCUUCCCCUCUCAAAGGCUACUUUGAAGAUUGGUGGAGGCCACGCAAAGACGAGUACAAUCUAAAUCCUGGUUUAGAAUGGGAAGACGAAUUUACAGCGGAAGAUGAGGAGAGCUCUCUGCCACACUUGGAUGGGUUCCAGAGCAAGCUUCCGCCCGGCAUUCUGCCCCACGGUCUGCCCCAGGUGAAGGAGGUGCAGCCAGCUCUCACAUCUCUGGAAAGUGCACCCCAGAAACAGGAGCCUGCCAAGCAAGUGCGUGAGUUGUCUGAGGAGGAGAAGCAGAUGAUUAUCCUAACAGAGGAUUUCCAGAGGUUUCUAGACCGAGCCGGACGUGUGAUGGAGCGAGCUUUAUCUGAAAGCGUUGAUAUCUAUACUGACUACACUGGGGUAGGAGAUGGGGAUGAAGCAGCGGAUGAGAAGUCUGGUCUUCGACUGUCACUGAACCGGUGCUUCUAUGACGAUCGAUGGUCUCGUAAUCGCUGCGUGACAUCUCUGGAUUGGUCACCACAAUAUCCAGAACUUCUAGUAGCUAGCUACCAUAAUAAUGAAGACUCGCCCAAUGAUCCGGAUGGCGUGUGCUUAAUUUGGAAUACAAAGUUCAAGAAGACAACACCAGAAUACAUUUUCCAUUGCCAAUCUCCUGUUCUGGCUGCAACAUUUGCUAGAUUUCAUCCUAAUCUGAUUCUUGGUGGAACAUAUUCGGGACAGAUCGUACUGUGGGAUAACCGUGUGCAGAAGAGAACUCCAGUUCAGCGGACUCCUCUGUCGACAGCGGCCCACACUCAUCCCGUGUAUUGUCUAAGUGUGGUGGGGACCCAGAAUGCUCACAACCUGAUAAGCGUGUCUACAGAUGGGCGACUGUGUUCAUGGAGUCUGGACAUGUUGUCACAGCCUCAAGAGACGUUGGAGUUGCAGCACAAGCAGGGCAAACCCAUAGCAGUGACAUGUCUCGCUUUCCCACACAGCGAUGUCAACAACUUCAUAGUGGGAAGUGAAGAGGGUUCUGUUUACACAGCGUGUCGUCAUGGCAGCAAGGUGGGCGUAACAGAGACAUAUGAGGGGCAUCAGGGCCCAGUGACUGGAAUCUCAGCCCACUCAGUUCAAGGAGGGAUUGACUUCUCUCACUUGUUCCUAACGUCAUCAUUUGAUUGGACUGUGAAGUUAUGGAGUGUGAAGGAGAAUCGACCUCUGUACUCAUUUGAAGAUAAUGGAGACUAUGUGUAUGAUGUAGCUUGGUCACCUGUUCAUCCUGCCCUGUUUGCUACUGUAGAUGGCACCGGACGUCUCGAUCUAUGGGACUUGAAUCAGGAUACAGAGGUGCCAACAGCUACUGCUUUGGUGGAGGGCUCUCCAGCUCUCAAUAGAGUGUCGUGGACGCCAUCAGGACUCCACGUUACAGUUGGUGAUGACAUGGGAAAGAUCUGGGUGUACGAUGUAGGAGAGCAACUGUCACAGCCGCGGCUUGAUGAUUGGAGCAAGUUUGUAUACACACUGCAGGAGCUGAAGAACAAUAAAGCAGAUGAAGAGAUUGAUAAGCUGAACCUGAGCUCCUCAGGUCCAUCUAAUCUUGGAAACUUGGCUUCUCUCUCUCCCAAUCCACUGCGUUAAUUCACAUUGGCACUGAUGCGUAAUGUUAAUAUUAUUCUCUGGCAUUACUGCUAAACAGCUUGAUACGUUCUUCAGGUACAUGCGUAAGGUUCUUAUUGCAGCUGUAGAGAUUGAAGAUUUUCUCCGAAAGCCGGUCGCUCGUUUCCUCCACGUGACUGAUUUUUCGUGCCACGUUUGUGGUUUCACGUUGGUGUCUUCUGUCUCUGUAUUGACGGUGACUGCUGUUUUACUUCGUAUGUUCACCGCAGCUUCUUGAUACCAUAACUGUGUUGGAGAGCAAGUUGACUAACCUGUAGAAAGUAUUGCCACCAUUUGGCUAUCUUGUUAUUUGUGUCAUUAAUUAUGCCAGUGAAUUUUAAAAGGGCCAUAAACUUUGUGUAUUGUGAUUUAAUUUUCACAUAUAUAAAGUACAUACCUUCCUAAACUUUUGGUGGACCCCCAUGUGAUUUUUGUAAAUAAUUGUACUCUCAGCAUAAAAUAAUUUAUUGCAAGAACUGAUUUA